This is a messenger RNA of Monoraphidium neglectum, 2115 nucleotides long. Its product is annotated as phosphate transport system substrate-binding protein. The transcript is spliced from 10 exons. Lineage: Eukaryota; Viridiplantae; Chlorophyta; Chlorophyceae; Sphaeropleales; Selenastraceae. The record is from RefSeq and is a predicted model, not a curated record. The coding region runs from base 1 to 2115 and encodes 704 amino acids.
AUGUGUCACCAGGACGCGUCACCCCGCUCCAGCGCAGGCCUGCACGGCAGUGGCACCUCAAACCCCGCCAUGCUCCUGUGGCGCGUGUUUGACGACCUGUCCGUGCGCGCCCGCCCGGCCGUGCGCUUCACCUACCGCGCCGUCGGCUCGGGCGUCGGGCAGCAGGAGUUUGCGGCGGGCGUCAGCGACUGGGGCUGCGGGGACAUCCCUAUGAGCGCGGCCGGCUUCAAGGCGGCGGCGGCGCGCGUGCGCAGCGGCGGCGGCAGGCUGGGGUUCACCAGGACUGACUCGGGCGUGGUCCACGUCCCGUUCCUGGUCGGCACGGUCAGCGUGUUCCACAGCGCCCCGGGCGCCAAGGCCCUCAGGCUGCCGCCCUGCCUCCUCGCCAAGAUAUUUAGCGGGAAGAUAACAACCUGGGACGACCCCCAAAUAUCUUCAGCCAGCCCGGGCCUCAAGGUGCCGAGCGGCCAGCCCAUCUGUGUCCUGAGGCGCGGGGGCGCUUCGAGCAGCACCUAUGGGCUUUCCGCCUACCUAGCACAGGCGUGCCCCGGGGAGUGGGCGACCCCGGCCGCCGCGGACUGGCCGGCGGGGCUGGCGGCGGUGGGGCACGCGCAGGACAACACGCAGAGGCUGGUGGACACGUUGGCAGGGGUGGCUUACUGCAUCGGUUACGCCGAGUCCGCCCAGGGCUGGGACGCGGGCCUGCAGGAGGUGGCGCUGACCAACGCUGACGGGCGCGAGCUCACUGCCAAGGAGGCCGACCUGGGUGCCGUCGUGAGCACCGUCCUCCACACCAGCCCCCGCACACCCGCGCCGCCUCUCAAUCUUGCCGCCUCCUGCAGCUUUGCGCAGCGGAUGCCGCCCCUCGACGCGGACUGGUCCGGCGUGACCCUGGUCAACCUGCCCGGCCCGGCGACCUGGCCCAUCGCGCUGCCCACCAUGCUGUACCUGCCGACUGACGCCACCAGCUUGGGGGCCGCCGGGCAGCUGCUGCGGGCGCUGGCGACGCACCUGCUGUCGGACGAGGUCCAGGGGACGCUGCUGCCGACAUUCGGCUUCCAGCCGCUACCGCCGGCGCUGCUGUCGGAAGUGAGGCGCCAGUGGGAGGGGCUCGUGCGCGCCGACAACGCCUUCCCCGCGUGGCGCUUCGAGAACGGCACCCAACCGCUCGUGGGUAUGGCGCCGUACAUCUUCUCUGCAAAACGCGGCAGCUAUACCCUGAACGAAGCCGCGCAGCUGCAGAAGACCCAGGACCAGCUGCAAGCGGCGCGCGGGGAGAUCCAGGCUCUGAGGGACUCGGCCGCCGCCGACGCGCGGACGACCAAGGCGCUCUCCGCGGCGGCGCUGGCGCUCUCCUCGGCCGCGCUGCUGGCCGCCGCCGCGGCGGCCAGCACCGUGGCCGGUACCAGGAAGAAAGCGCUCGACAUCGCCGAGGCGGAGUCGAAGGGCGCCGGACGCACCCCAAGCGCCUUCAGCCUUUACGUGAAGGCGACGUCGGCGCAGCAUUUCACCAGCGGCCAGCCUUUUGCAGAGGGCGUGCGCCGCGCGGGCGCCGCGUGGAAGGCGCUGGGCGACGCGGAGCGCGCGCCCUACCUGCAGCGUGCCCAGGCUGCAAAGGAUGUGAAGGCAGCUGAUCCCGCCGGCGCCAAGCGCCGCAAGAAGUCCGCCACAGCCGGCGACGUCCCCCGCGCCCUCACCGCGUACGCCAUAUUCAUCCAGCAGACGUCCUCCCGCUGGUUCGCGGGCGGCGCCACGGGGAAAGACGCGCUCCGCCGCGCAGGCGAGGCGUGGGGGGCGAUGAGCGACACGGAGAAGGCCCCCUAUGUGGCGCUUGCGCUGAAGUCCAAGCUGGCGGCGGCGGCGGCGCGAGGGGAGGCGGAGAAGAAGGCGGACGCCGAGCGCGCGCCGCUCACCGCCUAUGCGGCCUUCGUGGCCGAGACGGUCGCGCGGCGGCGUGACGAGGAGCCAGGCGGCGAGCCCCGCAGCGGGAAGCAGCGCCUGAUGGAUGCGGCGGCGGCGUGGCGGGGGCUGCCAGAGAGCGAGAAAGUGAAGCGUCAGCAGGCCGCCAGCAGCGCGCGCGCCGAAUGGGCCGCGGCGCGGGCGAGGGAGGCGUGA